AUGGAGAAACAGAUUUUUUUUCGAAAAUGGACUGAAUAUAAAAACGGCUUUGGUGAUCUAAACAAUGAGUUCUGGCUCGGUAAUGAUCAUUUGAGUCUACUGACAUCAGAUGGAGAACACGAACUUCGAAUAGAGAUUGAAGAUUUUGAGGGAAACAGUGCAUAUGCUAAGUACAGUAAGUUCAAGAUAUAUCCGGAAGAAAACAAUUACAAACUGGAGGUGAGUGGAUACAGUGGAACUGCUCGAGAUUCUCUUAAAUAUCAUAAUGGAAUAAUGUUCUCAACGUAUGAUAGAGAUCAGGAUACAUGGUCGACGGUCAAUUGUGCAAUGAUUCUUCAUGGUGCGUGGUGGUAUAAUAGUUGCAACUAUUCCAAUCUCAAUGGACGGUAUUAUAACCAGCCUGGCAAAAUAGAUAGUACUGGAAUUACCUGGCAUCAUUGGAAGAAAAAAGAAUACAGUUUGAAAAAAGUAGAAAUGAAAUUCCGUUAA
Molecule: messenger RNA, 489 nt
Organism: Ruditapes philippinarum (Manila clam)
Lineage: Eukaryota; Metazoa; Mollusca; Bivalvia; Venerida; Veneridae
Product: ficolin-1-like
Exons: 1
Coding region: 1-489 (162 amino acids)
Source: RefSeq, a predicted model, not a curated record